AUGUCUACCGCAACACAGUACUCGUCGUCGUCAUCCAGGGACAGCACCAACGAGGGCGACGACGCCGCCACCGCGAAAAGCCAACAGGGCCUGCCCGCACCGGGCGAGGGCACCCCGAUCACGCUCGACGUCAGCGGCGGGGGCUCCACGGUCAAGCUCUCCGACCUGGGCCCGCUCGUCGUCAACGUCGACGGCACCGUGGCGCGCAUCGCCAACUGGAAGGAGAUGACGGAGGCGGAGCGCGAGACGACGGUGCGCAUGGUCGGGCGGCGCAACAAGCAGCGCCUGGACGCGCUCAAGCAGCGCAAGGAGGAGGAGGAGGGCACGGGCGGCGGCGCGCAAUGA
Messenger RNA from Cordyceps fumosorosea ARSEF 2679, 345 nucleotides. RefSeq lists its product as hypothetical. The record is from RefSeq and is a predicted model, not a curated record. Lineage: Eukaryota; Fungi; Ascomycota; Sordariomycetes; Hypocreales; Cordycipitaceae. The coding region runs from base 1 to 345 and encodes 114 amino acids. The transcript has a single exon.